CAUGCAGCAGCAGCCCCCGCUCCCUCCGAACCCGCCGCAACCUGCCGGCGACGGCAUCCCGUACCUGGGCUCACGCAUUUCGCUGGUAUCCAAGACGGACAUCCGCUACGAAGGAUUCCUCUUCAACAUUGACACGCGCCAGAGCACCGUCGCGUUGCAGAAUGUGCGCUCCUUCGGUACUGAAGGCCGACGAGCUGAGCAUGUCCCGCCGUCGCCUCAUAUUCUGCAGUACGCAACCUUCAAGGCUGCAGAGAUCAAGGACCUGCACGUGUGCGAGGCUGCCCCGCAGCCUCCACAGCCACCACAGUCCCCGCAACCUCCUCAGCCUCCAAUGCAGCCCCCCGUACAACCUCCUCUACCCUCCGGCCCUCCGCCACCCGUAGCGCUCCCUACACCGGUGCCCGCAGCCCCCAAACCCACCCUUCUGACCCCCGGGUCGGUCUCCAGCGCCCAGAAGCAACCGACUCAGACUCAGGUACAAACUCAGAUGCAGAAUCAGACUCAGCGACGAUCUCAGACGAAUAACUCGCGCACGAUUCCCGGAAUGGGCGGACACUUGUUAAAGCGCAAGGAACGUCGUGUUCCUGGCGGAACAGACGCUGCUGGAGUCCGUCCGGCUGACGCAUCGGGCGAGUUCAACUUCGCCGACGGAUUGAGCGACUUCAACAAGCAGCAAGAGUUCUCCAAGCUCGAGGAAAGCGCCAAGCAGGAGCCCAAGGGAAGCUACCAGAAGUCCUCGUUCUUUGACACCAUCUCGUGUGAUGCAUUGGACCGAUUGGAAGGACAGCGAUCCCGAAUGAGUGGAGCUGAGGAGAGGAAACUCAACACGGAGACGUUUGGAGCUGUAGGCUUGAACAACCGCCGCAACUUCCGUGGACGUGGACGCGGACGACGUGGGGGAAACCGCAAUGGCAACUGGAAUGGCGGCCGUGGAGGCCGUGGCGGACGCAACAGCAAUGGGUUCCCUAGACCGCAGCCUGCUGGCCCCUAGACUGGUGCACUUGCCAAUUUUUUUGACGAGACUGCAGACAGGUACUGGAUCGGAUACAAAGCAGCAGAUAAUGCUGACUCAUCACAUUAAUG
This is a messenger RNA of Phytophthora infestans T30-4, 1083 nucleotides long. RefSeq lists its product as uncharacterized. Lineage: Eukaryota; Oomycota; Peronosporomycetes; Peronosporales; Peronosporaceae. Bases 545 to 991 code for a protein of 148 amino acids. The record is from RefSeq and is a predicted model, not a curated record. The transcript has a single exon.